AAAAAUAAAUCUUUUUUUUUUGUUAUAUUUCAUUUUUGUUUUUCACGAAAAAUUAUAAUUUCAUUUUUUGAAAGAUGUCUUUAAAAUUCGUAACUUUCACUAUUUUGGCAUUCCUGGGAAUGAAGAUCGUAGCAGCUCAAAAUGCUAAAUGCGUAUUGACCCAAAGUAAUCAUGCUAUAAAUCAUGGGCAAGACCUAUCCAUAGCAAGCAUAUAUCCGUAUGGAGAGAAAAAUAUUGCAAGUAUCAGCAACUGCAAAGGGAUUUUGAGCGCUAUGAUUGCCCCGUAUCACCCAAUGACUAUAAAGUUUGGAAAUCGUGACCCUAUCUCUAUAAAGGACCUCUUAGAAGGAAAAUUUGGAUCAGGUACUGGACAUGCUCCAACCAUAUUUAAUGUUACGGGAAUUGGAAGAUACUACAAUACGCUAAAGAUUGAGAUGGAUAUAGACAACAGAAAUAAGGAUCCAAUUACGAUCGACGUAGGAUCCUCACCUAAGGUUGUCAAUCUCUCCUUCAAGAAAACCCAAUGAACAGAAAUUCGAUGAUUAAUUUGUUCGAUCAUAAUAUACAUUAUACCAAUUAACUACCAGUGAUUUUUCAUUUCUUAUAUUUAUUAUAGCAUAUUUGGAGAAUUGGUAUAAGGUUACAAAA
Gordionus sp. m RMFG-2023 is the source of this 648-nucleotide messenger RNA. RefSeq lists its product as uncharacterized. The coding region runs from base 75 to 527 and encodes 150 amino acids. NCBI's taxonomy places the organism in Eukaryota, Metazoa, Nematomorpha, Gordioida, Chordodea, Parachordodidae. The record is from RefSeq and is a predicted model, not a curated record. The transcript has 5 exons.